Molecule: messenger RNA, 1422 nt
Organism: Drosophila grimshawi
Lineage: Eukaryota; Metazoa; Arthropoda; Insecta; Diptera; Drosophilidae
Gene: aay
Product: phosphoserine phosphatase
Exons: 1
Coding region: 372-1199 (275 amino acids)
Biological process (GO): L-serine biosynthetic process; dephosphorylation
Cellular component (GO): cytoplasm
Molecular function (GO): magnesium ion binding
Source: RefSeq, a predicted model, not a curated record
CUAGUGGGAAAUCAGUUGUAAAAGGCCAGUCAAUGCGUUCAGAUCGUUGCUUCUGGAUCGUUCAGCAGUCUAUAUAAAUACAUUUAUUAAGUACUAAGAAAAAAUCCAAAGAACAAGCAAUGUCAAUCUGACAGACGUAAACGUCUCCAUAUCCAAAACAAAAAUAAUAAACAGCUGAGCAGCACGAAACGCGCGUGUGCAAAAUAAAAAAAAGACAUAUACAUACAAAAAAAAACCGAUUACGACGGAAAAUUUCAGCGGAGCGAACAAAGCACAAACUUGGAACGUAAGAGCCGUACAGCGUUUACGUCAUUACGUAGAUUAACAAGAACAACAAUAAAAACAACAACGUGUUUACCACCAUUCGCAAGAUGAGCAGCUCCGUGCUAAGCAUGGCACGUCCCAGUGCCACAACUAACGGUUGUGCAGCAGCAGCUGCAGCUGGCAGCACAGCAACGGCAACUGCAACGCUGCUCGCCAAACAACUAAAUGCUGCGCUGGCCACAGCAGCGACGACGAUGACGUCAACGCCACCAAAGCAACAGUUGCAGGCAGCAAGGAUCAUCGAGCUAUCGGACGUUGUCUGCUUCGAUGUGGACUCAACGGUCAUCUGUGAGGAGGGCAUCGAUGAGCUGGCAGAAUACUGUGGCAAGGGCAGCGAGGUUGCCCGUGUGACCAAAGAGGCAAUGGGCGGCAGCAUGUCAUUUCAGGAUGCGCUCAAGAUACGCCUGAAUAUAAUACGGCCAUCGCAGCAGCAGGUAGCCGAUUUCAUCAAACAGCAUCCCAGCACCCUAAGUCGCAAUGUGAAGCGUUUCAUAGCACAACUCAAAGCGGAUGGCAAACAGGUGUAUCUCAUAUCGGGUGGAUUCGAUUGCCUGAUUGCGCCCGUUGCCAACGAACUGGGCAUUCCACUGUCGAAUAUGUACGCGAACAAAAUGCUGUUCGAUUUCAAGGGCGCCUACGACAGUUUCGAUAUCACUCAGCCCACAUCGCGUUCCGGCGGCAAGGCGGAGGCUAUCGGCAUGAUUAGGAAACGUUUGCCGGCCGAUGCGCUUGUCACCAUGAUUGGGGAUGGUGCCACCGAUUUGGAGGCUGUGCCGCCGGCCAAUAAUUUUAUUGGCUAUGGCGGCAAUGUGGUGCGCACAGAAGUAUACAGACGCGCCCAGUAUUACAUAACAGACUUUGAACAGCUGAUGUGAGCUGACCAACAACAACAAAGAGGAGAAAUAGGAGCAGAAGUAGCAGGAGCAGAAAAAGGAGGAGGCGAAUUUAGUAUUGCAUAUCGGAGUGUUAUAGUUUAUAGGCAACUUAAAUAAGUAUAAAACUACAACAAAAUAUAAAUACAAAUACAUAUAUAAUUAUAUAGCAUGUGCGUUAGUUAAUAGCCAUUUCGUUAACAAUAAAAGCGAUAGUAAAAUUAAA